Messenger RNA from Manis javanica (Malayan pangolin), 5401 nucleotides. RefSeq names its product family with sequence similarity 241 member A (gene FAM241A). Lineage: Eukaryota; Metazoa; Chordata; Mammalia; Pholidota; Manidae. Gene Ontology annotation, cellular component: intracellular membrane-bounded organelle. The record is from RefSeq and is a predicted model, not a curated record.
CUGGUACUUCUGGCGUCCCGGCCCGCGGGGCGCCCUCCGGAGGCUUCUGUCAGCGACGAGCUCGGCCGGUUCCAGGGCGGCCCUCGAGCAGCGGCCGCUGCUUCGCGCUUCGCGCCUUGGCCCCGCCGGUGGCCGUCCCGGGAGGCGGCGACGGGAUGUGCUCAGCGGGGGAGCUGCUCGGCGGCGGCGGCGACAGCGGCGGGGACCGCGACGAGGACGGGGACGCGCUGGCUCAGCGGGCGGCGACGGGGACCGGUCGGGAGUCCGGGACCAGCGCGCGGCGGCCCGGGCGGCGGCCGCAGGAGGAGCGCGAGCAGGAUUUUGAAGAAUCACAGAACCACACAGAGGAUCCUGUUGGAGAUGACUACAAAAAGAUGGGAACACUUUUUGGUGAACUGAACAAAAGCCUCAUCAACAUGGGCUUCACAAGGAUGUAUUUUGGAGAACGAAUUGUGGAACCAGUAAUAGUCAUUUUCUUCUGGGUUAUGCUAUGGUUCCUUGGCCUGCAAGCCCUCGGACUAGUUGCUGUUCUUUGCCUUGUCAUUAUUUAUGUGCAACAGUAAAAUGUGGCCAAAUAAGCUGUUGUUUGACAUUUGGUAGCCAUCAAUGUAAUUGGUGAAGUUGUCAUAUAUUUCAUUACAUGAAAACGUAAAAGUUUGCCUUGUUUCAAAUUUUGUGCUGUUUUGUAAAUAAAUUUGUAAGUGGAUGUUGUUUAAAAUUAAACUAAAUUCUUGAUUGUAGCAGGGUUGAGUAUACAUGUUAUAGCUUCUUCAGAACUUUUGUUUUACUACUGUGAUCUCUGCCCAAUUAAAUACACCUAUUUCUAUGCCAAAUCUUAAAUAACACCACCAAAAAGUGAGCAGGGAAAAUAACUGUUUAUGGAAUUCAACUUGGGUAAUAUAGGUCUAGUUAAGAACUCCAGUAAAAUAUUUUAGAAAAAAGGAUGAAACAAGGAGCUAAAAAUAAGUUUUAAUUGGAGAAUUGUUCCCCACCCCACCCCCACCUUAUUGGAAUCUCAGAUUUCUGUUGUUCCUGCUCUGCCCAAACCAACAUAAAUGAUAAUUACUCUAUAUUACCUUAAUAUUUUGAUGAAAAUCAGUAAAGCUGGCACAUUUUCUGAAGAUUAGACAGAAUAUAUUUUGUUAUCACUGAGGAAACUUCCCAAGUUAGAUGUAACUUUUUAAUAAUGUAACACUUGGGCCUAGAAUCACUUCAAUAUAUCAUUUAAAGUUUUAGACAAUUUUGGUGCUAAUUACUUUUUUGUGAAUUUUUUAAGUCUCAUAAGGCAGAUCCAUGGUUAGCUGUACCCCAUGGUAACACUGUAUUUUCUUGUAUCUGGCAAGUUGCAUAUUUUUUUCCUAGAGAGAAAAAAUUUUUCAGUGUAUUUUUUUCAAAAAUUUACAUUUUAUAGUUCUUUUAUAGCAAUUAUUCUAAGGUUUUAAAAACCUACUUCCUAUCUUGGCAUGGAUUUUUUUCCCCCAUAAAAUUGAUUGUAUUUUGGCUGAAAUAUUUUACUACUCUUUUAAGGGAAAAAAAUGGCUUAUUUGUUUUGAUAUCUCCAUUGGAAAAUACAGUAUUACAGUAUAAAAACAAAUGCUUACAUUUGGAAAUCAACAGCCAAUUGUAAUAUUCCUGUAAGGCUAAAGCCAAGCCAGUAUUGGCCAGCCAUGUUGUUAAUGUGUUUCAAUUCAGCACUUUGGGGUAUUAAAUUGAAAUAAGCAUUUCUUUAAAAAUACUUUGAAAAUGGAAAAUGGCUUAGUGAUAUUUUGGAUUUCAUUAAAGAACCUAAAAUCUUUACACUUUUGUCUUAAAGAUUUUCUAUGUAGACAAAGGAGGGGUAGUUAAGAUAAUUAUCUAGAAAUUCAAAUUAAAUAAGAGGAAAAUGGGACAAUGGGCAUUUUUAUCUUUGGCAGGGCAAUAACUAAAGUUUAUAGUGUUUACUCCUCCACUUUGUAAAGUUUUUACCCAAUUCUGGUUUAAAAUUUUUAAGUUCUUAGUGUCCUCCAUUCUGAAGCAGAAAAUUGAUGGAAAAUGUUCAACUUAAAUUUCUAACAUCAGAUAAUCCUGAACAAAAAUACCAGUCACAGGACACUAAAAAGUAUUGUAUAUUUGUAUAAAUACAGACCUUUUAAAGUUUGACUUAAAAAAAAAAAAGGCUUUGUACUAUAUCAUUGUGUUUUUAUUGGGUUUGCAAUAUUUUUAUAGCAACCUUUAUGAACUUGGCAUAACUGCAAGUUAUUUGAAAAAAUGUCUUCAUUUGUGCACAGUAGGAUUGUGAGGUUUUUAAUAGAAGUCAUGAGAUUUUGUAUAUCUGCAUUAAAUAUUAAAAGUGCAUUCUUUCCUAAUGCUACCAGGAAUUUUAAUUUCCUUUUGGAAUGUGAAAAAGAUAAAGUGUGCAUAAUAGCUCUGGUUCCACCAGUGUCUAAUGCUGAAAAUAUUUUUAGACUAAGUUUUAAUAAUAAUUAUUUAGUAUGCUGUCAAUACUAUGUAUCUGCACACUGCUGUUAACAGGGUAUAUAGGUAUAUAUUAAAUUAUAUAAAGAAAUGAUAUAUUUUGCUGCUAUUCUUUAUGCAUAUAUUAUUGGUUAGAGCAAUAUAUCAUCAAAUUGCUUUGAUAGGGAAGAAACAAACUGCUUAUCUGAUGAAAAUAAAAUAUUUUCUUUUAUGAAAUAUAUUAGAAUGCAGAUUAUACUGAUACAUGACGUAAAAAGAAACGUCACUUCUUUGAUUCAUGAUAUAAGGAAUUAGAUUGAAAAUGAUUCUCAGAUUAUUUCUAUCUCAUAUACAAGCCAAUUUUGGAAACUGUUACUGCUUAUGAAUAAAGAUACAGAAGUUACCACACUAAGGUUAUUAGAUUAUUAAUUAAUGUAUCUCUCAUACCAACAGCCCUCAAUUCAAAGGAAAAAAGUCAAGAUCUACAAAUAAACUGACUAUAGAUGAAUAAAUCAAUUUUUCUUAAAGUUAAAAACUAAGUAUUUUGUAGAAUUUAGUCAUCUCAUAUCUUAAGCUGUCAUAUGCAAGAUAUUCUCCAAUUGCUGGCCACCAGUCAGAUCAUUCUUGGGCCCAGCAGUACACCACAGCCAGCUUGCACUGGCUUACAAGAGCCAAUUGUGUAUAUUUUUUCCUUACUCUUUUUUCAGCGACAUCAAAUCGGUAGCUUAAAACUAUCUGGGGGACUGAGAGGGUUAACACCAAAAAAAACAUAACAAAUCAGGGCUCUAUUUUCCUGCUGAAGCCAGUUGUUAAAUUAGCACACCACUGAUUUGUCACUUUAGAGGCCACAUUCCCAUUUCUUUUGCUACAGAUAUAAAAGGAAACAUCAAGGCAAAUGCUCAUCAACUAAUCCAGAACUCUGUUUGGAUCUUUUUUCCAUGUGGGAAUUAUGGACGAUGGUUGUCUUCUAACCAACAUAACUCUAUUUAAACAAUCACAUUUUUUGUUCAGAGAAAAUCUCUCUGGGCUGUCACUGAGCUGCAGAUCCAUCAAAGACUAUCCAGGUGAUCAGGAAAUAAAGUUACUACAGAACUGAUGGAGGACAAAUUACAGCAUAAGUAAAGGUCUGUAGUAAAGUAGAAAGCUCAAAAUAGUCAAAGCUAGGUGCUGAGCAGUCAAGGGCUAUUUGAUUUGUAGAUUACAUUUUAGCAAUUACUUUACAAAUGUUGUUUGAUUUCAAGUUAUGUAAAAUGUUUUCAGUCCAUGGCUUUACAAGGUAUAAGAGAAAAAAAAGUAAACUUCCAUACUUGUUAGUACUUCUAAUAAUAGACUUGGCCAAGAAGAAUAUAAACCAAUGUACAAACAUGACUUCAGGAUUACUGCUGGAUUUAGGGUGUUUUGUAGCUCUAUUUUUCUUCUCAACCCCUAAUUUUUGGCAUUCUUUGGGGUUCUUCCCAACAGCCUUUCCUCUCGUGACUAUACAUAGCCUUGGACAAUGUCACCACCCCCAUAGCCUCAGUUACCAUUUCAUACUAACAACUCUCCAGUCUGCUUCUCCAGUUCAAAGCUCUGUACAGAAUAUAUGAUCCCUACAUUCAGUUGUUUGCCCAACUUUGGACUUCCUUAUCCAAUACUACCUCAAAUUUAGUAUGUACAGAAAAGGAAUUGAACAUUUUUCUCCAAAACCGGUCUUCUUCCUAUAUUUCCAAUCUCAGCAAAUGACACAGUCCUUUCCUACAGUACCCACAUUCAACCAAUCACCAAGUCCUAUUUUACUUUGUAAAAAUAUCUUUUAAUUUUCCACUUCCCUCCAUUCCCAGUAUCACUUAGUUGAUACCACCAUCAUCUAACCUAGAUUGCUAUCUCAGAAUCCUAAUUAUUGUCCCUGCUUUUAUUUGCCACUUUAUAGUCAAUAAUCAAAAUGUGACUCCAACCUUGGCCUAAAUCUUUUCAAUGACUUCCUGUUGCCGUUAUGAUAAAGUCCUUAUUCUUCAGUAUGUUUUACAGGGUUCUUCAUGAACUGGGUCUCGCAGAGCUCAUCUCCCCACACUACUACCCUCUCUUUCCGAGACUCAGCUUUACUGACUUGGUUUUUCAGUUCCUUGAGAGAGAUGUGAUUUCUCAUUCUAGAACUCUACAUGUUUUACCUUUAUUCUUUAACCCCUUCCCACCAAACUGACCAACACAUCCACAGCUUUAAAGCCUCAACUUAUACAUGAUAUUCCCCACAAAAAGGUCUCUGAGUCUUUUAUUCCAGUUUUUUACCUCCUAUGCUUUUAAAGAACCCUGUCAGCACUUGUCAUGCUACAUUGUAAUAACUUAUUCAUCAGCUUCCAGUAGACAAUAGACUUCACAAGGGCAGACAACAUAUCUAGUUCAUGACUGCUUUGCCUAACACAAUUUUUGGCAUACAACACAUGGUCAAAAUAUUUAGCAAAUGGAUAAAUCAACUUCAUUUAUUCAUUGUCUCCCUCUAGUGUGUUAACAAAGAAAAUGUACAGUUGGUUGUACUUUAGAAUUGACCAAAAAUAAACAUAUUGUGUGGAUUGGUGUAUAAUGUUAACAUUUAUGAAAUUUAUUCACUUUUGAUGGGAGGAUAUUGCUGUUAUUUGCAUACAUAUGCAGUAUUACUCUAUACAUGAUUUUUUUUAGGAGUGUAUUUUCAGUGUUGUGCUUGAUGAAACCUCUGUUUCUCCAGAAAACAUAUUUUAGAAGACAUAUCAUCAUUAAUGCUAUGUAAAUUUCAUAUAUUCCCCAUAUUUUUCAGUAGACCUUUAUCUGCCAUAUUUUAAUGUUUUACAAAACUCAGAAGUUGUGGGCAAGAAUUCUCAAGUAUCUAAGUUUGGAAUUUUUAGGUGCCAGAGUAAAUUCACUACUGGAAUGUCCUAGUAGCCCAGAUCAUAUGUGUUAAACAACAUGUAUAUGAAGUACUUUGUUAUUUUUUCUAAUAAACAAUACUCUUUCACAA